AGCUAGAUUCCCCUGUACUGCACAUGUCCCAUGGCUCCUGGUUCUCCAGCCUCCCUUCCUCUGUGUGUAUGUCUGCUGCUGGCCUCUGGCUUUGCCCAGCAGGCAGGCAGGCUGCUGGUGGUGCCCAUGGAUGGGAGCCACUGGUUCACCAUGCAGUCAGUUGUGGAAAAGCUCAUGCACAGAGGGCAUGAGGUGGUGGUAGUCGUGUCAGAGGUGAGUUGGCAACUGGGAAAAUCCGUGAAUUUUACAGUGAAGACGUAUUCAAUUUCUCAUACUCUGGAGCAUCUGGACCAUAAAUUCAAGGUUUUCAGAGAUACUCACUGGAAAACACGGGGCAGUAGCAUAUUUUCUCUAUUACAACAUUCAUCCAGUGAUUUAUUUGAAUUGUGUUUUUCUCAUUGUAGGGAUUUGUUUAACAACAAGAAGUUAGUGGAGUACUUGAAGCAGAGUUCUUUUGAUGCUGUGUUUCUGGAUCCUUCCGAUGUGUGCAGCUUGACUGUUGCCAAGUACUUGUCGUUCCCGUCCGUGGUCUUCGGCAGCGGAAUAUUGUGUCACAAUCUUGAAGAGGGUGCCCAGUGUCCCAGCCCCAUCAGUUAUGUUCCCAGAAUUCUCUCGAAAUUCACAGACACCAUGACUUUCAAGGAGAGAGUGCAGAACUACCUCUCCUACAUGGGGGAGCGUGCAUUUUGCCCAUUUUUCAAAACUGCUAUGGAAAUUGCCUCUGAAAUUCUCCAGACCCUAGUGACUGUGGAUGACUGUGUCAGCCAAGUUUCCAUUUGGUUGUUACACACUGACUUUGUGUUGGAGUUUCCCACACCUGCUAUGCCCGAUAUGGUCUUUGUGGGCAGGAUCAACUGCCACCAGGGAAGGCCACUUUCCAAGAAAACACUGAAGAUAGCAAGUAUCAGAUCCCUGGUGAGGGACUUGGUUGACCAGGCAACACCCAUUGCCCAUUGCUCUGAGAGUCUCACCACAGGUGCUGCUGCAUCAGCUGUCCUGGUAGCUGAACCUGCACUGCGUGCUGGGAGCAUACCCAGAGCCAUUGAGCUUUGGACUCAAGAAAAAGACUUUGCGUGA
Molecule: messenger RNA, 1077 nt
Organism: Arvicola amphibius (Eurasian water vole)
Lineage: Eukaryota; Metazoa; Chordata; Mammalia; Rodentia; Cricetidae
Product: UDP-glucuronosyltransferase 1A8-like
Molecular function (GO): UDP-glycosyltransferase activity
Source: RefSeq, a predicted model, not a curated record